AUGUCAUCCACCGCCAAGAUCCGCCUGUCAACGGCAGCACUGCCGGCCGGAAGUCUGAUAGUAGUCACGGGCGCCAGUGGUUCAAUGGGAGUGUACAUCUGCGACCAGCUUCUUCAACUGAACUAUCGAGUGCGUGGCAUUUCUCGCGAUGCGAAGCGUACAGCUUGGCUUGGAGAACUGCUCUUUGAGAGACAUGGAGCAGGAAAGUUCGAACUCGCUGAAGUCCCAGAUUUCACCGCUGAAGGGGCGUUCGACAAGGUUCUUGAGGGUGCCCAUGGUGUGGUUCAUACCGCUGUUGACAAUAGUCUCGAUCUGAACCCGGACAACAUUAUCCCAAAAAUGCAAGCAGCUACGCUUGGAAUAGCCACAGCCGCUGCCAAAACACCAACUUGCAGGCGGUUGGUCUACACAUCGUCAUCCAGCGCCGUAGCUGAGCCGGCACCUGGUGUGAUACGAGAGCUCACGAUGGAUUCUUACAACGAAGAAACAGUGAGGGCAGCCUAUUCGUCCGACCUUCGGCACGAUCUAGUCGGAGGGCACACGGUAUAUGCAGCAGGCAAGGUCAAGACGGAGCAAGCUCUAUGGGAUUGGUACCGUGGCGAAACUCCUAGGCUCGUUAUGAACACAGAUCAGUGGACAGCCACCAGUGCUCCCGCCCGUACGCCCGUGGUCUCAGUCAUCCCAAGUCCUUGCUAUGGCGGCAUCUUGGAUCCCAACCAUCAGAAGUUCUCAGCUGCAAACGGCAUGCUGAAGACACUUUGGGAGGGAAAUGAGAGCGAGGAAAUCGUUAAAAUGUUUGAAGCGCAGUGGUUCUGCGAUGUCCAAGAUGUUUCGGCACUCCAUGUGGGUGCCCUGCUUCUACCAGACAUUGCAUCUGAGAGACUCUUUGCUUAUGGUGGGAAAUACACGGUGAACGAUCUCCUGGCCGCGUUCAAGGCAUUGCAGCCUGACCGGAAGUUUCCCAACCUUGUUAAGGAUAUCCAGCCGGAUCUGAGCACGGUUCCGAAUGGAAGAUCAACAGACGUCCCUAAGUCGUUGGGCUUGCCGGGCUGGAAAAGCUUGGAAGACUGCCUCCGUCCGUUGGUGUCACAGUUUGCUGAAGCGACUAAACGCCAGACACCCUGUUGA
This is a messenger RNA of Colletotrichum destructivum, 1128 nucleotides long. RefSeq names its product Putative NAD-dependent epimerase/dehydratase, NAD(P)-binding domain superfamily. Gene Ontology annotation, molecular function: oxidoreductase activity, acting on the CH-OH group of donors, NAD or NADP as acceptor. Lineage: Eukaryota; Fungi; Ascomycota; Sordariomycetes; Glomerellales; Glomerellaceae. The transcript is spliced from 4 exons. The record is from RefSeq and is a predicted model, not a curated record. Bases 1 to 1128 code for a protein of 375 amino acids.